UAAAAGGUGGACAAUUAGGUGUAAUCACCUCAGUUGAUUGUGUCUUCCGCUCCUGGCAAUUUGGGAUUCUAAUCCUCUCUUUUCGUGCUGUGAUGUGAUAACAUUGAAAUUUGAGAGUGAUAAGAGAGUUUGGGAAAUUGUGCGAAAAUGUCUGUGGAGUCGGAGUCAAUGGUGGAGAGUAGAUUGGGGUUCAUCUCACCCCUGAUGCUCCCACUGAUCGCCACGACCAUCUCCCUGUGGCUGGUGUAUAUAUGGCAGCAGAGCCGUCGGAUUGCCAAGAUGGGCAAUGCCCUACCCGGACCACCGACUCUGCCCUUCGUGGGUAAUGCCCACAUCCUCGUGGGGAAGACACAUUCAGAAAUUUUCGAAUUUGUCUUGGAGCUAAGCAACGGUUUCGGCAACGUAAUUCGCGCCUUCUUGGGCAACAGCCUCGUUGUUUUCCUCACGCAUCCAGACGACAUUGAAAUCAUCCUCAACAGCCAGGUACAUUUGGACAAGUCCGAUGAGUAUCGCUUCUUCAAGCCUUGGCUUGGAGAUGGCCUGCUAAUCAGUUCUGGAGAUCGCUGGCGCAGUCAUAGAAAGAUCAUAGCACCGGCCUUUCACAUGAACGUCCUUAAGUCCUUCGUCAACACUUUCAACAGCAACAGCCUGGCUGUUGUUGAGAAGAUGCGCGAGGAAGUCGGAAAGAAGGUAUUUGAUGUACAUGACUACAUGAGUGCCGUAACUGUUGAUAUCCUGCUGGAAACGGCGAUGGGAACAGAAAGAACAAGGAAGGGCAAUGAGGGAUUCAACUACGCAAUGGCUGUUAUGAAAAUGUGCGACAUCCUCCAUGCUCGACACAUGCGAUUCUACCUCCGUUUCGACACCAUCUUCAACUGGUCCAGAAUGAGGCUUGAACAGGAAAAACUCUUGAACAUCAUCCACGGUCUCACAAAGAAGGUUAUCAAGAAGAAGACUCAGAUCUAUGAUGAGAACUUCAAGAAGGGUAUCAUUCCAAGUCCAUCCCUCAAUGAAAUCAUCGCCAAUGACUCCUACAGCAAGCCCGAAGUCAAGAAAACUCCUUCAGGGGAAAAUGUCAAAGGUCUUAGGGAUGAUCUGGAUGAGAUCGAUGAGAAUGAUAUCGGAGAGAAGCGUCGAUUGGCCUUCUUGGACUUGAUGAUCGAGACAGCAAGAGGAGGCGCUUCAAACUUCUCAGAUGAAGAUAUCAAGCAACAAGUGGACACCAUUAUGUUCGAAGGACAUGAUACCACUGCUGCCGGAUCCAGCUUUGUUCUCUGCCUUAUGGGAUCACACCAGGACAUUCAAGAGAAAGUUUACAAGGAACUGAAAAAUAUCUUCGGGGACUCAGACCGACCAUGUACCUUUGCUGACACCCUGGAAAUGAAGUACUUGGAGCGUGUGAUCAUGGAAUCCCUCAGGCUGUACCCACCAGUACCUUUGAUUGCCAGAAAGAUCCAACAGGAUGUGAAACUCAAUACUGACAACUACGUCCUCCCAGCUGGAUGUACCGUCGUCAUUGGAACAUUCAAACUUCACCGACGCGGCGACAUCUACCCCAAUCCCGAUGUCUUCAAUCCCGACAACUUCCUCCCCGAACACACCCAGAACCGUCAUUACUACAGCUUCAUCCCCUUCUCAGCCGGACCAAGGAGCUGCGUGGGACGCAAGUAUGCCAUGCUAAAACUCAAGGUCCUCCUCUCCACCAUCCUCCGGAACUACAAGAUCAACUCAGACCUCACGGAGAAGGACUUUAAGCUGCAAGCGGACAUUAUUCUCAAGAGAGCCGACGGUUUUAGGAUUUCAAUUGAACCACGUCGCAAGGAGAAGGUAAUCUAGGAACAGACGCACCCAAGGAACGACAAUUAAUGAUCAACCUUUGUCUUUCUGUAAUGAAUAUUAAUUUUUAAAUAAACAUGCAAUUCAGUGCCCAGAGUGGCCAAAAUGA
This is a messenger RNA of Phlebotomus papatasi, 1945 nucleotides long. RefSeq names its product cytochrome P450 4g15-like. Gene Ontology annotation, molecular function: iron ion binding; heme binding; monooxygenase activity. The record is from RefSeq and is a predicted model, not a curated record. NCBI's taxonomy places the organism in Eukaryota, Metazoa, Arthropoda, Insecta, Diptera, Psychodidae. The coding region runs from base 148 to 1836 and encodes 562 amino acids. The transcript is spliced from 5 exons.